AUGGUCUAUUUAGAUUUAGCCCUUUCAGUUGAAAGUGAAAAUUUAGAAAGUUUAUUCAUUACAUAAAAUUGUGAAUGGUAUUUCAUGGUUAAAUGCACAUAGUGCCACUAAGACCAUAAAAAGGAUAUCUAUUUUACUGAAAAUGAUGAAGUAGAAAUGAAAGGUGGUAAGGGAGUUGCUAAUUUUGGAAUGACUUGCCCUGAAUGCAAAAGAGAAGGCUAUAUUAGUAUUCAUAAAGACUCUGCAAAGAAAAUGGAUUUGAGUAAUGAUAGAUCAUAAUGCGUAAUUGCUACUUUCGAUUGCAGAAACCUUGAAAUAACUUAAUGGCUUCCAAUGGUCACUGUUAAUGUUACUGCAAAAGAAUCUGGAUCUUUAUUCCAAGAAAUAGAUUUAUCAGACUUGCCAUGGUGCGAUUAUGAUGAAAAAACAUAGGCUACUGUACAAAUAGAAGUAUUUUAACAAGAAAUCAAAAGAAAUAAUAAAUUAAAAUGA
Molecule: messenger RNA, 492 nt
Organism: Tetrahymena thermophila SB210
Lineage: Eukaryota; Ciliophora; Oligohymenophorea; Hymenostomatida; Tetrahymenidae
Exons: 1
Molecular function (GO): zinc ion binding
Source: RefSeq, a predicted model, not a curated record